AUGGAAGGCAUGGAAGGUGGAGAUACCCUUGACCGCAAACAAGCUGACACUGAAGAUGUCAAAAGUGAAGCAAACUGUACUAAUAAUGAUCAGAAAACGGAAAAAGGGGCUUGGCACCACUGUAAAAACAUGAAAAAAGAAACUGUUAAUGGCAAUGACAUGGGUGUAGGAAUUUUUGUGGAAAUAAAAGUUGAAGAAAGGCCUAUCCUUUGCCAAGACGACGGUGGCGGUGACAGCAGUCCUGAUAGUGAUAUGGCCCCUGCGAGUACUGAUGGCAUGCCUACUGAUGAUCAUGAUGAUGGUUGUGAAUGCGAUGGGGAUGUUGAAAUGAUGAACUUUGAAGAGUGUCCUCAACUUUCCCACCCCUACCAAAAAGACAAUCAAAACAGCCCCAAUUCUUAUUCAGAAGCAGACAUGAGAGUUGUAAGCGAGGUUGAGUGUUAUGCUGAAUCUGAUACCGGAACUAGAAGAAUGAUUUAUGUUGAUGAGGCAGCAGCCUCUCCUGACUUGCCAGUUACUCCUGCUGACUUCACAACAGGCCUGUCAUGUAAUGAUGCUGGUAAGCCAAGAGAUGCCACUGGUUCUGGGAGUGAGGAGGAUGUCAUGGCCGAGUCCCCAAAGCCAGGGAAUGACAUUGAGAAGACCGCUCAUUUCGACCAAGACGGUGUGGUCCUCAAUGAUGCGACCAAAGAAACAGUGGCAAUACCCCAAGAAAGGAAUGCUGUCUACAGCCUGACAGAAUCAAACAUUGUGAGCAUUCCAUUUGGAUUGCCUAUAAGAGUUUCAGAGUUGGUUGUGACAAGUCUCAACUUCCCAGCUGAAGGUUUAGCUGCGAGUGAUGACAGAUUAGACCUUGAACCUGAGGACAGUGAGGUAGGGCCAAGAGGUGCUAAGGUUCCACGGUUACAAACCAGUCAUGACAACCUGGAUGACAAUAUUGGGAUGAAGACGUCUUCUCUCCCAAGCGCGAUUGACAUGGCACAAUCUUGCUCGGAAAAAGUCACAUCCAGCAGUCCUGUCAUAUCAGACAUGGAAAUCAAAAAGAACCUGAUGACUGUCCUGAGCCCAAGUCAGUCCCCCAGUAUUGGGUCGUUAUCCACUCAGAUAUCCCCUUCCACCUGUAGCCUGGAUUGCAGCAGAGAUUCGAUGGAAGACACUGAAUGUGAAGAUAUCUUGUGUUACCCAACAUUUGAGGAACUGCAGCAGAGCUAUAAUCUUGAUUCGUCUGAGGCAAUCACAGUGUUGAGUGAAGCAAUCCUGAAGAAUGCUGUCCUCAGCCAACAGGUGGUGGAGAAAGAUGAGAACCAAGACAUACAGCCAGGGCUUCCUUUGAAAAUAAUUAACUGUCAGGUACAGCGUGGUAAUCCAGCUUUCACCACGCCUCAUCGACCUUGGUCUACAAACAUGGCACCCCCUCAAAACAUCACGCAACAACCUAGCGGGGGGCCACCAAGACAAGUACACUUUGUGAAUCUUCCAAGGAGGACAGUCGGAGGGAAUGUUGUGCUACCAGCCAAAGGGACACCUCAUCCAGCUCAAGGAGUCUACAUGCCAGGACAGGGUCCAUGCCAUCAUUUGGGUUUCCCUGAAUUCAGACACCGGACCCCUACUGGCUACAUCAUCAGACAGGCUGCACCUAAUCAGAAAACAUUGGGUGUCUCCCCUCAUGCCAGCCCAGCCAACAUCUCCCUGAACAGCAGUGGUGAGGAGAAUUCAAACACCAGCCCAGAGGAAGGCACCCCGCCACCCCAUGUCCCGUACAACACGCCACAGUCAGGAAUUGUCAACAACCCACGUUUUCCUCUCUGCAACCGACUCAUCAAAGAUUCCAACAUCUUGGCACAGUUGGAAGCUACAGUCAAAAACAGGGUCCAGAGUUCGCCCAAGAAUCUUGAAGGCUUUGCUGAGUUCCGCUCCCCUUUUCCAGCAGAGGCUGUAGCAAGUGAUGGCAUUGUGCAUACUGCACCUGACCAAGGCCUGUGUACAGAACAGGACUUGGCCUUCGGGAGAGAUCAUCAUAAUGCUAAAGAAAGGAGAAGAAGACUCCGAAUCAAGGACGCCAGCAAUAAGUUAAAGAAGAUUGUGCCAGGACUAACCAGCAAGACGGACAAGGCCACCGUCUUUGAGUAUGCAGUCGAGUACAUCCUUUACAUGAAACAAAUUGUCGGCUCAAAAUAUGAUAGGCAAUUCAUUACACAGUGCAGUCCAUACUGACCAGAGGGUGGCAGAAAUGAGCUGGAG
Messenger RNA from Lineus longissimus, 2241 nucleotides. RefSeq lists its product as uncharacterized. Gene Ontology annotation, molecular function: DNA-binding transcription factor activity, RNA polymerase II-specific; RNA polymerase II cis-regulatory region sequence-specific DNA binding; protein dimerization activity. The record is from RefSeq and is a predicted model, not a curated record. NCBI's taxonomy places the organism in Eukaryota, Metazoa, Nemertea, Pilidiophora, Heteronemertea, Lineidae. Gene Ontology annotation, biological process: spermatogenesis; regulation of DNA-templated transcription. Bases 1 to 2214 code for a protein of 737 amino acids. The transcript has 5 exons. Gene Ontology annotation, cellular component: nucleus.